Paraphaeosphaeria sporulosa is the source of this 483-nucleotide messenger RNA. RefSeq lists its product as uncharacterized. NCBI's taxonomy places the organism in Eukaryota, Fungi, Ascomycota, Dothideomycetes, Pleosporales, Didymosphaeriaceae. The transcript is spliced from 2 exons. The coding region runs from base 1 to 483 and encodes 160 amino acids. The record is from RefSeq and is a predicted model, not a curated record.
AUGAAUGCACCUUCUGCGACGACUCCACCCCGCCAAAGAAGCACCAAGUCUUCAACACAGCAGUCGACCUCUUCAGCCUGGGCUACUAUCUCGACUGCACUCGGCUCCGCGACUCCGCCAUGUCCCACAUCUUCCACACUUCCCAAGUCCCCGCCAUCGUCACGCCCUACACCGCGUUCCUGGAACAGCUUUGGAAUCCCAAAAGGAAUACAAGAUGAGAGAAGUAACCUGCAGCGUCUCCGACGAAUCUGCAUCGACGUCGUCGAGAAGAAGAGGCCGGCUGAGGUCUACGAUGGUUUGCGCGACCAAAGAAUUCAUGUACCGGCGCCGGUGGCUUAUGACUUCUUGACGAUGAUGAUGAUCACCGAGGGAAGGGAUAUGCCGCCGAUCAAAUUGAGCAUCUACCAUUAUCACGACGAGGAUGCUACGUACUGCGCUUGCAAGCGCCGUCGGUACGACGCUGAGUUUCUCGUUGAAGAGUAG